AUUUCAUUUCCGCAAGCGGCGCUCUGAAAAUCUAAAAUCCUCUCCUCCGAGCUUCCAGGGCUGCGCUUCAUUGUCUUUGAACAAGAAGAAGUGAACGGGAGCUUAGCAAUGGCGUUGGAGAGGCUGGCGGCGGUGUCGUUCUCGAGUAAAGUAUCUUUCUGCAUCCCAGUUAACCCUCUGGCCAGCGGGAACUCGACUGGUUCGUCGCUGUUUACUGCUCGGCGGCCGGGCUACAAACCUUUGGGAUUCAACCGUAGGUUUAAGUGUUCAGCUGAUUACAGAGGCUACGACCAGUACAAUCAGGCGGUUGUUGGGUACGAACGUCCGGCCGAGAUUCCGUGGAAUAAGGAGCUCGCCAACGGGGUGCAGCUCAUCGGCGUAGUGGGCGCUCCCGUCGAAAUCAAGAACCUAGCUUCCGGGAAGGUCGUUGCGUGGACGAGGCUCGGGUUCAAGAAGUCUGCCGCCGAUACCUGCUGGAUAAAUCUUACAUUCUGGGACGAAUUGGCGCAAACUGCGUUUCAGCAUGUGCAGAAAGGGAAUCAGAUUUAUGUGUCUGGUCGAUUGAUUUCAGACACCGUUGAGAAUGAGGACGGGAAGGUCCAGACAUACUACAAGAGAAACCCGAAGUAUCCAGAUUUCAAGCACAAAGAUACAGGGGAAUCAUUGUGGGUCGAAGGGAGGUAUAAUCCAUCAUGGGUGAAGUCUCAAUUGGCAAUAUUGGACGAGAAGAUGGGGUCUGUUCAGGAUGAGAAUGGCAGGAAGGAUCUGAGUCCCCUAGGGAGCGACGAAUUCCUGUCAUUUUGA
Linum tenue is the source of this 804-nucleotide messenger RNA. NCBI's taxonomy places the organism in Eukaryota, Viridiplantae, Streptophyta, Magnoliopsida, Malpighiales, Linaceae. The record is from the annotation of a GenBank genome assembly.